UUCCGGGCUGCGGGGAGGCGCCUCGGCGUUCCAUCUGGAGAGCCCCGCCGGCGUAGGGCGCGAGCCCGGCGCGGGCGGCCGGGGCGCUGGCCGGGCCCCGGGACUGAGAGGCCGCCCGGCGGUGCGGAUGCGCUGCCUGCUCGCCCGAGAUCAAAGCCACCGGUGCUCUCUUUGUGUCCGCUCCGGAUUCGUCGCCCCGAGGCUGGCCGUGGACAUCUAAAAAAACUGCUGGAACCCCCGCCCCCCCCACCCCCGAGGCCGAGAGCCGCGCCGGCACCCUCGUCCAUCUUCGGCGUCUGGCUGGUUCGUGGGGAGGGUGGCCACUCCGACCUGGAUUUACCGUUCUUGGCCCCCGUGAGCCCCCCCGUGCGGGGGGCGCCGGUGAUCGCUCUGGCGGUUGGAGGUCGGGGAGCGGCCCGGGCUCUGGCCAUGUUCUCGGAUGAGGAUUUCUGGAUCACCCUGUGAAGAGGUCUCCCCGAGAGGGCCCUGCCCAGUCGGAGAGAGGGAUGGACAGCCAGAAGCCGCCUGGUGAGGAUAAAGAUUCAGAACCAGCAGCUGAUGGAGCUGCGGCCGCUGAGGAGCCCGACCUUCCCGGCCCUCCUGUCGGGGAGGGGCCUGUCCCCAGUCCUGGGAGUACCCGGCUUCAGGAGCCACGCAGGGACUGCAGUGGGGGUCCAGUGCGGCGCUGUGCUCUCUGUAACUGCGGGGAGCCUAGUCUGCAUGGGCAGCGCGAGCUACGGCGCUUUGAGUUGCCAUUUGACUGGCCCCGGUGUCCAGUGGUGUCCCCUGGGGGGAGCCCAGGGCCCAGAGAGGCAGUGCUGUCCAGUGAGGACCUAUCACAGAUUGGUUUCCCUGAGGGCCUUACACCUGCCCACCUGGGAGAACCUGGAGGGUUCUGCUGGGCUCACCAUUGGUGUGCUGCGUGGUCGGCAGGCGUCUGGGGGCAGGAGGGCCCAGAACUAUGUGGUGUGGACAAGGCCAUCUUCUCAGGGAUCUCACAGCGCUGCUCCCACUGCACCAGGCUCGGUGCCUCCAUCCCUUGCCGCUCGCCUGGAUGUCCACGGCUUUACCACUUCCCCUGUGCAGCUACCAGUGGUUCCUUCUUGUCCAUGAAGACACUGCAGCUGCUCUGCCCAGAGCACAGUGAGGGGGCUGCACAUCUGGAGGAGGCUCGCUGUGCUGUCUGUGAGGGGCCAGGGGAGUUGCGUGACCUGUUGUUCUGUACCAGCUGUGGGCAUCACUACCAUGGGGCCUGCCUCGACAUUGCUCUGACGGCCCGCAAGCGUGCGGGCUGGCAGUGCCCUGAAUGCAAAGUGUGCCAAGCCUGCAGGAAACCUGGGAAUGACUCUAAGAUGUUGGUCUGUGAGACGUGUGACAAGGGAUACCAUACUUUCUGCCUGAAACCACCCAUGGAGGAGCUGCCUGCUCAUUCUUGGAAAUGCAAGGCAUGCCGGGUAUGCCGCGCUUGUGGGGCAGGCUCAGCAGAGCUAAGUCCCCACUGUGAGUGGUUUGAGAACUACUCACUCUGUCACCGCUGUCACGAAGCCCAGGGCGGUCAGCCAGUCAGUUCUGCGGCUGCGCAGCUCGCCCCCGUCUGUGGCAGAUUUUCACCCCCAGAGCCUGGUGGUGAUACCCGUACUGACGAGCCUGAUGCUCUGUACGUUGCAUGCCAAGGGCAGCCAAAGGGUGGGCACGUGACCUCUAUGCAACCCAAGGAACCAGGGCCCCUGCAAUGUGAAGCCAAACCACUAGGGAGAGCAGGGGCCCAGCUUGAGCCCCGACUGGAGACCCCCCGAAGUGAGGAGAUGCCACUGCUGCCCCUCCCUGAAGAGUCACCCCUCUCCCCGCCACCCGAGGAAUCGCCCACAUCUCCACCACCUGAAGCGUCACGUCUGUCACCGCCACCCGAAGAGUCGCCCCUCUCCCCACUGCCCGAGGAGUCUCCUCUGUCUCCCCCACCUGAAGUAUCAUCCUUUUGUCCCCGGGAGGAGUUGCCCUUCUGUCCACCACAAGAGUUGCCUGCAUCUCCUGCUCUGGACACGCCCCUGUCCCCGCCACCUGAAGCGUCCACCUUGUCCCCACCAUUGGAGGAGUCUCCCCUGUCCCCACCACCUGAGGAACUGCCCACUUCCCCACCCCCUGAAGCAUCGCGCCUGUCUCCACCGCCUGAGGAGUCGCCCAUGUCACCUCCGCCGGAGGAGUCGCCCAUGUCUCCACCUCCCGAGGCGUCUCGUCUGUUCCCGCCAUUUGAAGAGUCUCCCCUGUCCCCUCCUCCUGAGGAGUCUCCUGUCUCCCCACCACCUGAGGCCUCACGCCUGUCCCCACCGCCUGAGGACUCACCCAUGUCCCCACCACCCGAAGACUCGCCUAUGUCUCCCCCGCCUGAGGUGUCGCGCCUGUGCCCACCACCUGAGGAAUCCCCCUUAUCCCCACCCCCUGAGGAGUCCCCCACAUCACCUCCACCGGAGGCCUCACGCUUGUCCCCGCCGCCUGAAGACUCGCCAGCAUCCCCACCGCCAGAGGACUCACUCCUGUCCCUGCCCUCGGAGGAGUCACCUCUUUCACCGUUGCCUGAGGAGCUGCCACUCUGCCCUCCACCUGAGGAACCCCGACUCUGCCCCCAGUCUGGGGAGCCACGUCUGUCCCCCCAACCUGAGGAACCGCAUCUAUCCCCCCGGCCUGAGAAAUCUCACCUGUCCCCCGAGCCUGAGAAGCCACGUCUGUCCCCCCAACCUGAGGAACCACACCUGUCUCCUGGGCCUGAGGAGCCACACCUGUCCCCCCGAUCCGAGGAACCAUGCCUAUCACCCCAACCCGAGGAACCUUCAUGCCUGUCCCCACAACUUGAGGAACCUUCACAGCUGUCUCCACAAACUAAAGAGCCAUGCCUGUCCCCCCAUCCUGAGGAACCUUCACGCCUGUCCCCCCAACCUAAGGAGCCAUGCCUGUCACCCCAACCGGAGGAACCAUAUCUGUCCCCUCGACCUAAGGAGCCGCACCUGUCCCCCCAGCUGCAGGAACCAUGCCUGUCCCCUCAGGCUGAGGAGCCGCCCCUGUCCUCUCAACCUGAGGAGCUGGCUCUGUCCCCUCAGCCUGGGGAGUCGCACCUGUCCCCACGGCGGGAGGCAGCAGGCCAGCACACUGCCCCCGAGGCACUGGCCUUGUUCCCCCAGCCUGGAGAGCCACCUGUAGCCCCCUUGCUUGGAGAGCCGGCUCUGUCUGAGCCUGGGGAACCACCUCUGUCCCCUCUGCCUGAAGAGCUGCCCUUGUCACCAUCUGGGGAGCCAUCCUUGUCGCCUCAGCUGAUACCAUCAGAUUCUCUUCCUCCUCCACUUUCACCCAUUAUUACAGCUGUGGCCCCACCAGCCCUGUCUCCUUUGGGGGAGUUAACAUACCCCUUUGGUGCCAAAGGGGACAGUGACCCCGAGUCGUUGGCUGCUCCCAUUCUAGAGACCCCCAUUAGCCCUCCACCUGAAGCUCACUGCACUGACCCUGAGCCCGUGCCCCCAAUGAUCCUGCCCCCGUCCCCAGGCUCCCCUCUGGGCCCGGCAUCUCCCAUCCUGAUGGAACCCCUGCCCCCUCCAUGUUCUCCGCUCCUCCAACAUUCCCUGCCUCCCCCAAGUUCUCCUCCUUCCCAGUGCUCGCCUCUGGCUCUGCCGCUGUCUCUGCCUUCCCCGUUGAGUCCUGUAGGAAAGGCAGAGCCCCUCUCAGAUGAGCCUGAGCUACACCCGAUGGAGACUGAGAAGGUCCCAGAGCCCGAGUGCCCGGCCUUGGAACCCAGUGUCACCAGUCCUCUUCCCUCCCCGAUGGAGGAGCUGUCCUGCCCCGCCCCCAGCCCUGCACCAGCCCUGGAGGACUUCCCUGGCCUGGGGGAGGACACGGCCCCUCUGGAUGGGGCUGCUGCUGCUCAUGCACAGCCAGCGGCGGGAGAGGCCCCUGGCAGUGAAGUGAAAGGCUCCCCUGAGCUCCUGGACCCUGAGGAGCUGGCCCCUGUGACCCCUAUGGAGGUCUAUGGCCCAGAAUGCAAGCAGCCAGGGCAGGGCUCACCCUGUGAAGAGCAGGAGGAACCACGUGUAACAGUGGCCCCCACACCACCUACUCUCAUCAAAUCUGAUAUUGUUAAUGAAAUUUCUAAUCUGAGCCAGGGUGAUGCCAGUGCCAGUUUUCCUGGUUCGGAGCCCCUGUUGGGCUCUCCUGACCCUGAAGGGGGUGGCUCCCUGUCCAUGGAGCUAGGGGUAUCUACGGAUGUGAGUCCAGCCCGAGAUGAGGGCUCCCUGCGGCUCUGUACCGACUCGCUGCCAGAGACUGAUGACUCACUCUUGUGUGAUGCUGGGACAGCCGUCAGCGGAGGCAAAGCUGAGGGGGACAAGGGGAGGCGGCGUAGUUCUCCAGCCCGUUCUCGCAUCAAACAGGGUCGCAGCAGCAGUUUCCCAGGACGACGGCGACCUCGAGGAGGAGCCCAUGGAGGACGAGGGAGAGGACGGGCCCGGCUAAAAUCUACUACGUCUUCCGUUGAGACUCUGGUAGUUGCUGAUAUCGAUGGCUCCCCCAGCAAGGAGGAGGAGGAGGAUGACGACGACACCAUGCAGAACACUGUGGUCCUCUUCUCCAACACGGACAAAUUUGUCCUAAUGCAGGACAUGUGUGUGGUAUGUGGCAGCUUCGGCCGAGGUGCAGAGGGCCACCUCCUGGCAUGUUCGCAGUGUUCUCAAUGCUACCAUCCCUACUGUGUCAACAGCAAGAUUACCAAGGUGAUGCUCUUGAAGGGCUGGCGCUGCGUGGAGUGCAUUGUGUGCGAGGUGUGCGGCCAGGCCUCUGACCCCUCUCGCCUGCUGCUGUGUGACGACUGUGACAUCAGCUAUCACACCUACUGCUUGGACCCUCCACUGCUCACAGUGCCCAAGGGCGGCUGGAAGUGCAAGUGGUGUGUGUCCUGUAUGCAGUGUGGGGCCGCUUCCCCUGGCUUCCACUGUGAGUGGCAAAAUAGUUACACACACUGUGGGCCCUGUGCCAGCUUGGUGACCUGCCCCAUCUGCCAUGCUCCUUACGUGGAAGAGGACCUGCUGAUCCAGUGCCGACACUGUGAACGGUGGAUGCAUGCUGGCUGUGAGAGCCUCUUCACAGAGGAUGAUGUGGAGCAGGCAGCCGAUGAAGGCUUUGACUGUGUCUCCUGCCAGCCCUAUGUGGUGAAGCCUGUGGCACCUGUUGCGCCUCCAGAGUUGGUGCCUGUGAAAGCAAAGGAGCCAGAGCCCCAGUACUUUCGUUUUGAAGGUGUGUGGCUGACAGAAACUGGCAUGGCUGUGCUGCGCAACCUGACCAUGUCACCCCUGCACAAGCGGCGCCAGCGGCGAGGACGGCUUGGGCUCCCAGGCGAGGUGGGGCUGGAGGGUUCUGAACCUUCAGAUACCCUUGGCCCCGAUGACAAGAAGGAUGGGGACCUGGAUGCCGAAGAGCUGCUCAAGGGUGAAGGUGGUGUGGAGCACAUGGAAUGUGAAAUUAAAAUGGAGGGCCCCACCAGUCCGGAUGCGGAACCUGGCAAAGAGGAGACUGAGGAAAGCAAAAAACGCAAGCGCAAGCCUUACCGACCUGGCAUUGGUGGCUUCAUGGUGCGGCAGAGGAAAUCCCACACUCGUGUGAAGAAGGGGCCUGCUGCCCAGUCGGAGGUGUUGAGUGGGGAUGGGCAGCCUGACGAGGUGAUGCCUGUGGACCUGCCUGCAGAGGGCUCCGGGGAACAGGGCUCAGCUGAUGCCGAUGAGAAGAAGAAGCAGCAGCGGAGAGGGCGCAAGAAGAGCAAGCUGGAGGACAUGUUCCCUGCUUACCUGCAGGAGGCCUUCUUUGGCAAAGAGCUGCUGGACCUGAGCCGAAAGGCCCUUUUUGCAGUUGGGAUGGGCCGACCAGGCUUUGGACUAGGAACCCCCAAAGGCAAGGGUGAUGGAGGUUCAGACAGGAAGGAACCUUCCGCCUCACAGAAAGGGGAUGAUGGUCCAGAUGUUGCAGAUGAGGAGUCCCAUGGUCCUGAGGGCAAGGCUGAUACACCAGGCCCUGAGGAUGGUGGUGUAAAGGCAUCCCCAGUGCCCAGUGACCCCGAGAAGCCGAGCACUCCAGGUGAAGGGAUGCUUAGCUCCGACUUAGACCGGAUUCCCACGGAAGAACUGCCCAAGAUGGAAUCCAAGGACCUGCAGCAGCUCUUCAAGGAUGUCCUGGGUUCAGAACGAGAACAACAUCUGGGCUGUGGGACCCCUGGCCUGGAAGGCAACCGCACGCCGCUGCAGAGGCCCGUUGUCCACGGCGGACUCCCUUUGGGCAGUCUUCCUUCCAGCAGCCCAUUGGACUCCUACCCAGGCCUCUGCCAGUCCCCAUUCCUGGAUUCCAGGGAGCGCGGGGGCUUUUUCAGCCCAGAACCCGGUGAGCCAGACAGCCCCUGGACAGGCUCAGGGGGCACCACGCCCUCCACCCCCACAACCCCCACCACGGAGGGUGAGGGCGACGGGCUGUCCUAUAACCAGCGGAGUCUGCAGCGCUGGGAGAAGGAUGAGGAGUUGGGCCAGCUCUCCACCAUCUCCCCUGUGCUCUAUGCCAACAUUAACUUUCCCAACCUCAAGCAAGAUUACCCAGACUGGUCCAGCCGUUGCAAACAAAUCAUGAAGCUCUGGAGAAAGGUCCCAGCCGCUGACAAAGCCCCCUACCUGCAAAAGGCCAAAGAUAACCGGGCAGCUCACCGCAUCAACAAGGUGCAGAAGCAGGCUGAGAGCCAGAUCAACAGGCAGCCCAAGGUGGGCGACACAGCCCGGAAGACUGAGCGACCGGCCCUGCAUCUUCGCAUUCCCCCUCAGCAGGGGGCACUGGGCAGCCCACCCCCUGCUGCCGCCCCCACCGUUUUCCUUGGCAGCCCCACUCCCCCCGCCGGCAUGUCUACCUCUGCGGACGGGUUCCUGAAGCCGCCAGCAGGCACCGUGCCUGGCCCCGACUCGCCCGGUGAGCUCUUCCCCAAGCUCCCGCCCCAGGUGCCCGCCCAAGUGCCUUCGCAGGACCCCUUUGGACUGGCCCCUGCCUAUGCCCUGGAGCCCCGCUUCCCCGUGGCACCACCCAACUACCCCACUUAUCCUAAUGUAGCUGGGGCCCCUGCGCAGUCCCCAGUGCCAGGUGCCUCCACUCGUCCUGGGCCUGGCCUGCCAGGGGAAUUCCACGUUACCCCACCUGGCACCCCCCGGCACCAGCCCUCUACACCCGACCCCUUUCUCAAACCCCGCUGCCCCUCAUUGGACAACCUGGCUGUGCCUGAGAGCCCCGGGGUAGGGGGAGGCAAGGCUUCCGAGCCCCUGCUCUCACCCCCACCACUUGGGGAGGCCCGUAAGGCCCUGGAGGUGAAGAAGGAAGAGCUUGGGGCAUCCUCCCCUAGCUAUGGGCCCCCAAACCUGGGUUUUGUUGACCCAUCCUCCUCAGGCCCCCACCUUGGUGGGCUGGAGUUAAAGGCACCUGAUGUCUUCAAAGCCCCACUGACCCCUCGGGCAUCUCAGGUAGAGCCCCAGAGCCCGGGCUUGGGUCUACGGCCCCAGGAGCCGCCCCUUGCCCAAGCUUUGGCUCCUUCUCCCCCAAGCCACCCAGACAUCUUUCGUCCCAGCCCUUACCCUGACCCCUAUGCCCAGCCCCCACUGACCCCUCGGCCCCAGCCCCCAGCCCCUGAGAGCUGUUGCGCCCUGCCCCCUCGCUCACUGCCCUCUGACCCUUUUUCCCGAGUACCUGCCAGCCCUCAGUCCCAGUCCAGCUCCCAGUCACCAUUGACACCCCGUCCUCUGUCUGCUGAGGCUUUUUGCCCGUCUCCUGUCACCCCUCGCUUCCAGUCCCCUGACCCUUACUCCCGCCCACCCUCACGCCCUCAGUCCCGUGACCCAUUUGCCCCAUUGCAUAAGCCACCCCGUCCCCAGCCCUCUGAAGUUGCCUUUAAGGCUGGGUCUCUAGCCCACACUCCCCUGGGGGCUGGGGGCUUCCCAGCAGCCCUGCCCUCGGGGCCAGCCGCUGAGCUCCAUGCCAAGGUCCCAAGUGGGCAGCCCCCCAAUUUUGCCCGUUCCCCAGGGACAGGCGCAUUUGUGAGCACCCCAUCUCCCAUGCGUUUCACUUUCCCUCAGGCAGCCGGGGAGCCUCCCCUAAAGCCCCCUGUCCCUCAGCCUGGUCUCCCUCCACCCCAUGGGAUCAACAGCCAUUUUGGGCCCGGCCCCACUUUGGGCAAGCCUCAAAGCACAAACUACGCAGUAGCUGCGGGGAACUUUCACCCAUCGGGCAGCCCCCUGGGGCCUGGCAGCGGGUCCACAGUGGAGGGCUAUGGGCUGUCCCCGCUACGCCCCACGUCAGUUCUGCCACCACCUGCACCCGACGGAUCCCUCCCCUACCUGUCCCACGGAGCCUCACAGCGGGCAAGCAUCACCUCUCCAGUCGAAAAGCGAGAAGAGUCAGGGGCUGGAAUGAGUAGCUCUUUGGUGGCACCUGAACUCCCAGGUACCCAAGACCCUGGCAUGUCCAGCCUUAGCCAGACAGAGCUGGAGAAGCAGCGACAGCGCCAGCGACUCCGUGAGCUGCUGAUCCGCCAGCAGAUCCAGCGUCACAGCCUGCGGCAGGAGAAGGAGACAGCUGCGGCAGCUGGAGGAGCAGCGGGGCCCCCAGGCAGCUGGGGCGCAGAACCCAGCAGCCCUGCCUUUGAGCAGCUGAGCCGAGGCCAGGCGCCCUUUGCUGGGACUCAGGAUAAGGGCAGUCUCGUGGGAUUGCCCCCAGGCAAGCUGGGGGGCUCUGUCCUGGGACCAGGGCCCUUCCCCAGUGAUGAUCGACUAUCUCGGCCACCUCCACCAGCCACGCCUUCCUCUGUGGACGUGAACGGCCGGCAAUUGGUAGGAGGCUCCCAGGCCUUCUAUCAGCGAGCGCCCUAUCCUGGCUCCCUGCCCUUGCAGCAGCAACAGCUGUGGCAGCAGCAACAGCAGCAACAGCAACAGCAGGCGACGUCAGCUGCCUCCAUGCGACUUGCCAUGUCGACUCGCUUUCCAUCAACUCCUGGCCCUGAGCUUAGCCGCCAAGCCCUGGGGUCCUCCUUGCCGGGAAUUCCCACUCGCUUGCCAGGCCCUGGUGAGCCAGUGCCUGGCCCAGCUGGUCCUGCUCAGUUCAUUGAGUUGAGGCACAAUGUACAGAAAGGACUAGGACCUGGAGGGGCUCCAUUUCCUGGUCAGGGCCCCCCUCAGAGACCUCGGUUUUACCCUGUGACUGAAGACCCCCAUCGACUGGCUCCCGAAGGGCUGCGGGGCCUGGUGCUGUCAGGCCUUCCUUCACAGAAACCAUCAGCUCCACCUGCCCCUGAGCUGAGCAACAACCUCCAUGCCCCGCCCCUCACCAAGGCUUCCACCUUGCCUGCUGGCCUGGAGCUGGUCAGCCGGCCACCCUCCAGCACUGAGCUCAGCCGGCCACCACCUCUGGCUCUGGAUACAGGGAAGCUGCCCUGUGAGGACCCUGAGCUGGAUGAUGACUUUGAUGCCCACAAGGCCCUGGAGGACGAUGAAGAACUUGCUCACCUGGGGCUGGGUGUGGAUGUGGCCAAGGGUGAUGAUGAGCUGGGCACCCUGGAAAACCUGGAGACCAACGACCCCCACCUGGAUGACCUGCUCAACGGAGAUGAGUUUGAUCUUCUGGCCUACACUGACCCCGAGCUGGACACUGGGGACAAGAAGGACAUCUUCAACGAGCACCUGAGGCUGGUGGAGUCGGCUAAUGAGAAAGCCGAGCGGGAGGCCCUGCUGCGGGGGGUGGAGCCAGGACCCUCGGUCUCUGAGGAGCGCCCACCCCCUGUUGCUGAUGCCUCUGAACCCCGCCUGGCAGAGGUGAAGCCCAAGGUGGAGGAGGGUGGACGUCACCCUUCCCCUUGCCAGUUCACCAUCAACACCCCAAAGGUAGAACCAGCACCUGCUACCACUUCCCUUGGCCUGGGCCUGAAGCCAGGACAAAACAUGAUGGGCAGCCGAGAGACCCGGAUGGGCACAGGGCCAUUUUCCAGCAGUGGGCACACAGCAGAGAAGGGCCCCUUUGGGACCACAGGGGGACCACCAGCUCAUCUGCUAGCCCCCAGCCCACUAAGCGGCUCAGCGGGAUCUUCCCUGCUGGAAAAGUUUGAGCUUGAGAGUGGGUCCCUGAGCUUGCCUGGUGGCCCUGCAGCAUCUGGGGACGAGCUGGACAAGAUGGAGAGCUCCCUGGUAGCCAGUGAUCUGCCCCUGCUCAUCGAGGACCUGUUGGAACAUGAGAAGAAGGAGCUGCAGCAGCGGCAGCAGCUCUCAGCACAGCUGCAGCCAGCGCAGCAGCAGCAGCAGCAGCAGCAGCAGCAGCUGAUACUGUCUGCAACAGGCCCUGCCCAGGCCAUGGCUCUGCCACAUGAAGGCUCUUCUCCAAGUUUGUCUGGACCUCAACAGCAGCUUGCAUUGGGUAUUGGAGGGGCCCGGCAGCCAGGCUUGGGCCAACCACUGAUGCCUACCCAGCCACCGGCUCAUGCCCUUCAGCAGCGCUUGGCCCCAUCCAUGGCCAUGAUGUCCAACCAAGGGCAUAUGCUAAGCGGGCAGCAUGGGGGACAGGCAGGCUUGGUGCCCCAGCAGAGCCCACAGCCAGUGCUACCACAGAAGCCCAUGGGUACCAUGCCGCCUUCCAUGUGCAUGAAGCCUCAGCAGUUGGCAAUGCAACAGCAGUUGGCUAACAGCUUCUUCCCAGACACAGACCUGGAUAAAUUUGCUGCUGAAGAUAUCAUUGAUCCUAUUGCAAAGGCCAAGAUGGUGGCUUUGAAAGGCAUUAAGAAAGUGAUGGCGCAGGGCAGCAUUGGGGUGGCACCUGGUAUGAACAGGCAGCAAGUGUCCCUGCUAGCCCAGAGGCUCUCAGGGGGACCUGGCAGUGAUCUGCAAAACCACGUGGUACCAGGGAGUGGACAGGAGCGGAAUGCCGGGGAUCCCUCCCAGUCUCGUCCCAACCCACCCACUUUUGCACAGGGAGUGAUCAACGAGGCCGACCAGCGGCAGUAUGAAGAGUGGCUGUUCCAUACCCAGCAGCUCCUACAGAUGCAGCUGAAGGUGCUUGAGGAACAGAUUGGUGUGCACCGCAAGUCCCGGAAGGCCCUGUGCGCCAAGCAGCGAACUGCCAAAAAGGCUGGCCGUGAGUUCCCGGAAGCUGAUGCUGAAAAGCUCAAGUUGGUUACAGAGCAGCAGAGCAAGAUCCAGAAACAGCUGGAUCAGGUCCGUAAACAGCAGAAAGAACACACUAAUCUCAUGGCAGAGUAUCGGAAUAAGCAGCAGCAGCAGCAGCAACAGCAGCAGCAACAACAACAACAACACUCGGCUGUACUGACUCUUAGUCCCUCCCAGAGUCCCCGGCUACUCACAAAGCUCCCGGGCCAGCUACUCCCUGGCCAUGGGCUGCAGCCACUACAGGGACCCCCUGGUGGGCAAGCUGGAGGUCUUCGCAUGCCCCCUGGGGCUAUGGCGCUACCUGGACAACCUGGUGGUCCCUUCCUCAACUCAUCCAUGGCUCAACAACAGCAUUCUGGAGGGGCUGGAUCCCUGACUGGCCCAUCAGGGGGCUUUUUCCCUGGCAACCUUACUCUUCGAAACAUUGCACCUGACUCAAGACUUCUACAGGAGAGGCAACUGCAGCUGCAACAGCAGCGCAUGCAGCUUGCCCAGAAACUGCAGCAGCAGCAGCACCUCCUGGGACAGGUGGCAAUCCAGCAGCAACAGCAGCAGGGUUCUGGCGUGCAAGCAAACCAAGCUUUGGGUCCCAAACCCCAGGGACUUCUGCCCCCCAGCAACCACCAAGGUCUCCUGGUCCAGCAGCUCUCCCCUCAGCCACCGCAGGGGCCUCAGGGCAUGCUGGGCCCUGCCCAGGUGGCAGUGCUGCAGCAGCAGCAGCAUCCUGGAGCUUUGGGUCCACAGGGCCCCCACAGACAGGUGCUUAUGACCCAAAGUCGGGUGCUGACGUCCCCCCAGCUGGCUCAGCAGGGUCAGGGCCUUAUGGGACAACGGCUGGUCACAGCCCAGCAGCAGCAGCAACAGCAGGGCUCCAUGGCAGGGCUUUCCCAUAUUCAGCAGGGGCUGAUGUCCCACAGUGGGCAGCCUAAACUGAAUGCCCAGUCCAUGAGUUCCUUGCAGCCACAGCAGCAGCAGCAACAGCAGCUACAGCAGCAGCAGCAACAGCAGCUACAGCAACAGCAGCUACAGCAGCAGCAACAUCAGCAACUACAGCAACAGCAGCUACAGCAGCAGCAGCAACAGCAGCAGCUACAGCAACAGCAAUUUCAGCAGCAGCAGCAACAGCAGCAGAUGGGCCUUUUGAACCAGAGUCGAACUUUACUGUCUCCUCAGCAGCAGCAGCAGCAGCAGGUGACCCUUGGCCCCGGCAUGCCAGCCAAGCCUCUUCAACACUUUUCUAGCCCCGGAGCCCUGGGCCCAACCCUCCUUUUGCCGGGCAAGGAACAAAACAUUGUAGAGACGGCUCUUCCUUCAGAGGUCGCUGAGGGGGCCUCAGUCCAUCAGGGAGGAGGGCCUCUAGGAGUAGGGACUACACCUGAGCCCAUGGCUGUUGAACCAGGGGAGGUAAAACCUUCGCUCUCUGGGGACUCACCACUCCUGCUUGUCCAACCCCAAGCCCAGCCUCAGCCUCAGCCUCAGCCUCAGCCUCAGCCUCAGCCUGGCUCUCUGCAGCUACAGCCACCUCUGAGGCUCCCAGGACAACAGCAGCAACAGCAAGUUAACUUGCUUCACUCAGCAGGCAUGGGAAGCCAUGGGCAGCUAGGCGGCGGAUCGUCUGAGGCCUCAGCUGUGCCCCAGCUCCUGGUCCAACCCUCUGUUUCCGUAGGGGACCAGCCCGGACCCGUGACCCAGAACCUUCUUGGCCCCCAGCCUUCCCUUGGGCUAGAACAGCCCCUGCAGAAUAAUACAGGGCCACAGCUUCCCAAACCAGGACCUGCUCCCCAGACUGGGCAGGGUCUGCCUGGGGUUGGAGUCAUGCCUGCAGUGGGUCAGCUUCGAGCACAGCUUCAAGGAGUCCUGGCCAAAAACCCGCAGCUGCGGCACUUGAGUCCUCAGCAGCAGCAGCAGCUGCAGGCCCUUCUUGUGCAGCGGCAACUGCAGCAGAGUCAGGCCGUACGCCAGACUCCACCUUUCCAGGAGCCUGGGACGCAGCCCUCUCCUCUGCAGGGCCUGCUGGGCUGCCAGCCACAACCUGGGGGUUUCCCUGGGCCCCAGCUAGGCCCUCCCCAGGAGCUGGGGGCAGGGCCUCGACCUCAGGGCCCACCCCGGCCCCCUGUCCCACAAGGAGCCUCACCCGCAGGACCAGCACUUGGACCUGUCCACCCCACGCCUCCGCCAUCCAGCCCCCAAGAGCCAAAGAGACCUUCUUCACAGUUACCUUCCCCCAAUGCCCAGCUUCCCUCCGCCCAUCCAGGGACUCCAAAGCCUCUUGGGAGGGUCUCACCUGCUUCUGCCCAGCACACAGAUACCUUCUUUGGCAAAGGGCUGGGACCUUGGGACCCCCCAGACAACUUAGCAGAAACCCAGAAGCCAGAGCAGAGCAACCUGGUAGCUGGGCAUCUGGAGCAAGUGAAUGGACAGGUGGUGCCUGAACCACCCCAACUCAGCAUCAAACAGGAGCCUCGGGAAGAGCCAUGUGCCCUGGGAGCCCAAGCGGUGAAGAGGGAGGCCAAUGGGGAGCCAGUAGGGACAGCAGGUACCAGCAACCACCUCCUGCUGGCAGGCCCCCGCUCAGAGGCUGGGCAUCUGCUCUUGCAGAAGCUUCUACGAGCAAAGAAUGUGCAACUCAACGCUGGGCGGGGGCCUGAGGGGCUGCGAACUGAGAUCAACGGGCACAUUGACAGCAAGCUGGCUGGGCUGGAGCAGAAACUGCAGGGUACCCCCAUCAACAAGGAGGAUGCGGCAGCAAGGAAACCUUUGACAUCAAAGCCCAAGCGGGUCCAGAAGGCAGGCGACAGGUUGGUGAGCUCCAGAAAAAAGCUCCGGAAGGAGGACGGGCUGAGGGCCAGCGAAGCCUUGCUGAAGCAACUGAAGCAGGAGCUGUCUCUGCUGCCCCUGACGGAGCCUACUAUCACCGCCAACUUCAGCCUCCUGGCUCCCUUUGGCAGUGGUUGCCCAGUCAGUGGGCACAACCAGCUAAGAGGGGCCUUUGGAAGUGGGACGCUAACCACUGGCGCUGACUACUAUUCUCAGCUGCUGACCAAGAAUAACCUGAGUAACCCGCCGACACCACCCUCGUCGCUGCCCCCCACCCCACCCCCAUCGGUGCAGCAGAAGAUGGUGAAUGGUGUCACUGCGUCUGAGGAACUGGGGGAGAACCCCAAGGAUGCCACGUCUGCCCGGGACACAGAAGGCACGCUGCGGGAUGCUUCCGAGGUGAAGAGUCUUGACCUGCUGGCUGCCUUGCCCACGCCCCCUCACAACCAGACCGAGGAUGUCAGGAUGGAGAGCGAUGAGGACAGUGACUCUCCUGACAGCAUCGUGCCAGCUUCAUCCCCCGAGAGCAUCCUGGGAGAGGAGGCCCCUCGUUACCCUCAGCUGGGCUCUGGCCGGUGGGAACAGGAUGAUCGGGCCCUGUCCCCUGUCAUACCCAUCAUCCCUCGGGCCAAUAUCCCAGUCUUCUCAGAUGCCAAGCCGUAUGUGGCCCUUGACCUGGACGUCUCAGGAAAGCUGCCUGCUGUGGCUUGGGAAAAAGGCAAAGGAAGUGAGGUGUCUGUCAUGCUGACAGUGUCUGCUGCCGCAGCCAAGAACCUGAAUGGGGUGAUGGUGGCGGUGGCAGAGCUGCUAAGCAUGAAGAUUCCCAACUCCUAUGAGGUGCUGUUCCCAGAGAGCCCUGCUCGGAUUGGCAUGGUGCCCAAAAAGGGAGAUGCUGAGGGUGCCGUAGGGAAAGAGAAGGGUCUGGGAGACAAGAACCCAGAUGCUGGCCCCGAGUGGCUCAAGCAGUUUGAUGCUGUGUUGCCCGGCUACACGCUUAAAAGCCAGCUGGACAUCUUGAGCCUCCUGAAGCAGGAGAGCCCUGCCCCCGACCUGCCUACCCAGCACAGCUACACCUACAACGUCUCCAAUCUGGACGUGCGACAGCUCUCAGCCCCGCCCCCUGAGGAGCCCUCCCCACCCCCAUCCCCUUUGGCACCCUCUCCUGCCAGCCCCCCUGCCGAGCCCCUGGUUGAACUUCCAUCUGAAAUCUCAGCUGAGCCACCUGUCCCCUCCCCUCUGCCGCUGGCCUCAUCCCCUGAAUCUGCCCGGCCCAAACCCCGAGCCCGGCCCCCUGAGGAAGGUGAAGAUUCCCGUCCCCCUCGUCUCAAGAAGUGGAAGGGGGUGCGCUGGAAGCGACUGCGGCUGCUGCUGACCAUCCAGAAGACCAGCGGGCAUCAGGAAGAUGAGCGGGAAGUUGCAGAGUUCAUGGAGCAGCUGGGCACAGCCUUGCGGCCUGACAAGGUGCCUCGGGAUAUGCGGCGCUGCUGCUUCUGUCACGAGGAGGGUGAUGGGGCCACGGAUGGGCCAGCCCGCCUGUUGAACUUGGACCUGGACCUCUGGGUGCACCUCAAUUGUGCUCUCUGGUCCACGGAGGUAUAUGAGACCCAGGGUGGGGCGCUGAUGAAUGUGGAGGUUGCCCUCCACCGAGGCCUGCUCACCAAGUGCUCCCUGUGCCAGCGAACCGGUGCCACCAGCAGCUGCAACCGCAUGCGUUGCCCCAAUGUCUACCAUUUUGCCUGUGCCAUUCGCGCCAAGUGCAUGUUCUUCAAGGACAAGACCAUGCUGUGUCCAAUGCAUAAGGUCAAGGGCCCCUGUGAGCAGGAGCUGAGCUCGUUUGCGGUCUUCCGCCGGGUCUACAUCGAGCGGGACGAGGUGAAGCAGAUAGCCAGCAUCAUCCAGCGGGGGGAGCGGCUGCACAUGUUCCGCGUCGGGGGCCUCGUGUUCCAUGCCAUUGGGCAGUUGCUCCCACACCAGAUGGCUGAUUUCCACAGUGCCACUGCCCUCUACCCGGUGGGCUACGAGGCCACGCGCAUCUAUUGGAGCCUUCGCACCAACAACCGGCGCUGCUGCUACCGCUGUUCCAUCAGUGAGAACAAUGGGCGGCCUGAGUUCAUAAUCAAAGUCAUGGAGCAAGGCCUGGAGGAUCUCAUCUUCACUGACGCCUCUCCCCAGGCCGUUUGGAACCGCAUCAUCGAGCCUGUGGCUGCCAUGAGGAAGGAGGCUGACAUGCUGCGGCUCUUCCCCGAGUACCUGAAGGGCGAGGAGCUCUUCGGGUUGACAGUGCACGCGGUGCUCCGCAUAGCUGAAUCACUGCCUGGGGUGGAGAGCUGUCAGAACUAUUUAUUCCGCUAUGGACGCCACCCCCUGAUGGAGCUGCCUCUUAUGAUCAAUCCCACUGGCUGUGCCCGAUCCGAGCCUAAGAUCCUUACACACUACAAACGGCCCCACACCCUGAACAGCACCAGCAUGUCUAAGGCGUAUCAGAGCACCUUCACAGGCGAGACCCACACCCCGUACAGCAAGCAGUUUGUGCACUCCAAGUCAUCCCAGUACCGACGGCUGCGCACUGAGUGGAAGAACAACGUGUAUCUGGCUCGCUCCCGGAUCCAGGGCCUGGGGCUCUAUGCAGCCAAGGACCUAGAGAAGCACACGAUGGUCAUCGAGUACAUCGGCACCAUCAUUCGCAACGAGGUGGCCAACCGGCGGGAGAAGAUCUACGAGGAGCAGAAUCGAGGCAUCUACAUGUUCCGAAUAAACAAUGAGCACGUGAUUGAUGCCACGUUGACCGGUGGCCCUGCCAGGUACAUUAACCAUUCCUGUGCCCCUAACUGCGUGGCGGAGGUCGUGACGUUUGACAAAGAGGACAAGAUCAUCAUCAUCUCCAGCCGGCGAAUCCCCAAGGGAGAGGAGCUGACCUAUGACUAUCAGUUUGAUUUUGAGGACGAUCAGCACAAGAUCCCCUGCCACUGUGGAGCCUGGAAUUGUCGGAAAUGGAUGAACUGAGAAGCUUUGAGGCUACCAGGCAGGGGAGUUCUCCACCCCCAACCUCUUCCCUGAAAGGGAUGAGGGGGAAGAGAGGUAGCAGCCAGAGCCAGGACCCAGGGUUGGGGCUGCCGGCUGACCGGAGCCCCUGGCACAGGAGGCUGGGGCAGAAGGGCCCUAGGCCAAGCCCACCCUGGGCACCAGGGACAACCCCUUCCCCGCCACCGGCCCUCAGGCUGGCAUCUCUGCCCCCAGCUCUAGGAGGGGCCAGACAGAAGCAGCCGUUGGGCAUCUCAGGUUUGAGGGGGAUACGGGCCGGGAGCUACCCAGAAGCCUCUGGGGCAGCAGGGAAAGGAGGAGGAUGUGGGGCCUCAAAGCCCUGCUGCCCCCUCCUACUCCUCUAGCCCGACUCAAGGCUGCAAAGAGACUUGACUAAGCGUGACAAUCCCAAAGGCCGGGUCCCACACCUGGCCCUGCCUGCCGGGUCCUGCCCCCCCCACCCCCGCACUCCCACCCCUCCCGCUUGAUCUGUCUCUGUCUCGCUCUUCUCCUCUGUGUUUCUGUCUCUCUAUGGCUUGUGUUUCCUUGUUUUCCACUCUGACAAAUGCAACAUGAACGGGAAAGAGGCGCCAAGCUGCCCAGGAGGGCACGCUGGGCAAGCCGGGCAAGGAGACCCCGCACCCACACCUACCUCAUUUAAGUGUUGGAUUUUUUGCUGUUUUGAAAUGUGAGACCCUCUCUAAGCCCCCAACUGCCCCAACCCUCUCCCCCACCUCACUGCCCUCUUCUGAGUGGGUGGAAGGGGGGUAGGAGGAGGAAGAAAAAACAACAACAAAAAAUCCAUCUUCGUUUUUAAUUAUGGGCAUGGGAUGGUGGUUGAGGCAAAUGAUGGUGAAGAUUGGGGAUGACUGGCCCCUGGUUGCUCUGGGACUUCCCUCUCCGUCUGGACAUGGGCAGGAGGGAUGUGCUAAUCCUAGGACCGGGACGUCUCCCUCCUGUUCUCCCAACCUCAUCAUGUGCCCAUUGGCCCUGCAGCCCCUGUGUGGGGUGGGUGGGGUGGGUGAGGGCUGGCCCGAGAGGCAUGCCCGCACCCAGUGAGGCAGGGUGUGGCCCGGAGCUCCCACUUGCCCUCAGUCACCAAACUGCUGCUGGUCUGGUGGGAAGGGGUGGUGAUGUGGGGUGGGGAGCUUAGUGUCAGCGCGGGGAGGGUGGGGGGUAUUUAUCUAUUUAUACAUGGGGUUGUACAUAGUCUUGUGGGGCACGGGGGAGCCGGCAGGAGGUGAGAGCCCUCCCCUCUCCCCCACCCCCGGGGAGAGCAAAUGUAAAACUACUAAUUUUUGUGCUUUAUAUAUUCUAUAUAAAUAUAUCUAUUUUCUUUUUACAAAACCAGUUUAUAAAUGGUAGGGGGCAUGGGGCGGACACAUGGAGCUCCCCUUGUGGGGGGGCCCCCUCCAUUACCCAACCUACCGCCCUUUUCCUCACCCCCACCCUCUUCCCCUACCCCCUGGCUGUGACUGCUGUAAGGUGGGGGUACAGAGAGAGGCUGGGCUAGGCCCACCUGAUUCUAUCAUUAGACUAUGUGAUAACGCACAAAAGUGAGCUGACCCCAGGGGGAGCCAGAGGGUGAUGGGUUCCCUGCCUCCUACCCUUCCCCUUUCUGCCCAAGCUUGUGCUGCAGUUGAACCUCUUUCUGGGGGUGAGGGGAGGUGGGGGUGGGUGAGGCCCCAGACGGCGCUCUGGUUGGGAGCGUGGGAAUGAAGAUGAAGCUUAUAUGCAGUUCUCUCCUAGGGGCUGUGGGCAAAGGGCAUUUUGUAAUAUUUUCAAGAAUCAAUUGUCUGGCGUGCAGGAGUGGGCUCGGUGGUGACGGACGGGCAGGCCUGCUGGAGGGGGGCACAGUUGCUGUUGUGAUUUUAGGUUUGUUUUUGUUUUGAAUUUCUGGGGGUUGUGGAUUGAUGGGGGGUAAGGAGAUUUAUUUUUUUUCAAAGCUGCUUCCUCAACUGUUUCAAGCUACAGAUGUUUAAGAGAACACCCCCACUCCCACAAGAACCGCUGUAAUUAAAUCGGACAGUGGGGAGACUGGGCUGCCCCCAAAGCCACAGCCCUUGGACGUCCAGGCUCCGGGGAGGGGGCGACUGGCUUGUGUGAGUCGGGCUCUGGUUGGGGCUUGGGCCCUGGGAUUGGGCAAAGGAGCUGGGCAGACUUUGUAAGCUAUGCUAGGUAUCCAAUAGUCCUGUAGAAGUUAGUAAAGAAACCUUAUACAGUUUUUAAUUUUUAUAUAAACUAUAACUCAGACCCAAGCUACAAGGUUGGAAUUUUGGUUGUUGGUUUUUUUUUCUUUUUGUUUUUUUUUAAUACCCUGCCUGUAUAAUUGCAUCAGAAUUUCCUCCUCCCUCCCGCUGCCCCCACCCCCGUGUUUGUAUUUUGGGUUGGUUUACACUUGCACAUAUUUGAUUUUCAGUUUUUCCCCUUUAGUCUUCUAUUCUCACCUCCAGGACCCUCCCCCUUUUUAAAAAAUAAAUCGCUGACAAGUGUGAAUCCCGUGAAGACUUUAUUUUGUGUUGUGUGUAUCCUGUACAGCAAGGUUGGUCCUUCCUAACAACGGAUGAAAUGGUCCCCUUUCUACAGCGCCCUCCCUCCGCCCCAGCGCCCCCUCCUCGGCAUGUUUUGUAUCAGCGAUCAUUCUGAACUGUACAUAAUUUAUGUUGCAAGAGGCAAAGGGCAAGUUUUUGGAUUUUGCUUCUUCCAAGUUUGUUUUUAAAUGGCAAAUAAAAAAAAAGAACAUUUUAAAUA
This is a messenger RNA of Ochotona curzoniae (black-lipped pika), 19787 nucleotides long. It is a transcript of the gene KMT2D, whose product is annotated as lysine methyltransferase 2D. Gene Ontology annotation, cellular component: MLL3/4 complex; nucleus. The record is from RefSeq and is a predicted model, not a curated record. Gene Ontology annotation, biological process: positive regulation of transcription by RNA polymerase II. Lineage: Eukaryota; Metazoa; Chordata; Mammalia; Lagomorpha; Ochotonidae. The transcript has 56 exons. The coding region runs from base 507 to 17018 and encodes 5503 amino acids. Gene Ontology annotation, molecular function: histone binding; histone H3K4 methyltransferase activity; transcription coactivator activity.